GAGAAGUUCAAAUUCGUUUCGAGUAAUACGAAAGCUUCGCGGAAAACGGAUUUCUUACUUAAUUCUGUCGAUGACACUCGUUAAUUUCCCGUUCCAAGUAAAAAAAAAAAAUCCAAAUCUUGUCGAAUUAAUUUACGAGGACAAAAAUAUACGUAAAUAAUGUAUCGUAACCCUCGAAAUGAGUUUACCAAAUGAUUCGUUGCACAAUUUCACGAUAAUCGUAAUCACCUUCUGCGAACACGCAAAAGUGAAUCGUGGCGAGAUAAAGGGGGAUCGUUAAUCGAACAGUCAAACAUUUUUCUCACGUAGCAGGUGUGCCAAACUGCGAGGCCACGAAUCGACCGUGUUUGAUCAAGAUUGGCACGAGCAAUUGCUCGUUGGUCCACGUAUUCCGUACUCUUCUCGCCCGCGUUCGAAGGACUCGCGAUAGAGAGAAAGAAAAGAAAAGAAAAGGAAAAAUAGACGCGCACUUGAGGAUGCAACGAUGAUAUGUCAGAUGAUUUACCAGGUCAGUUAUCACUUGCCACGAAACGUCAUUGUACGAUUAGCAUGGGCCCGUUUGACGUCAUUAUUUCAUAUAAAUGCUGCAAGGAUGCAUUGUCGGGGCGCAAACUUGUUACGGAGCUGUUUCGAGCUGAUUUGGUGACUUUCUUUUUAUUAUACAAGAAUUGAUAUUGUAUUUUCUUUCUUUCUUUUAUCUUUGUCGAAUCGAGAGAUCAAAGAUUCCAGAAAAAGUGUUGUGAAGCUUAAGAAGAAGCUUAAGUAAAGAUUGGAAGAUCGACUUGGAGGGAAAGCUUCGACUUGUAAGACUUAAAAUGAAGUCGAUCGUAGCUGUUCUCCAUCUUCUGGCUCUUCUUCUUCUUCUUGGCUGCUGCGCCGCAUUUCCGGUCAAACCGGAGGACGCCAGUCCACUCGAUCCAAUUUUUCUCCAAGAUUCUCCAACUAAUCUUGGAAGCAAAGUUGAAGAUGAUCCGUCUCCAGUCGCGUACGUAAUAGUUCUCCUCGGCAAAUUGGACGGAUCGGGGAGAAAAUUCGAUGGGAUCUCGAUCGAGAAACGCGACGUGGAGGAGAACGAGGAUCUCGAGCCGGCAGCUGGUACUUACGCUCUUCGGCCGUUGUUCGUCUAUCGGCAACAAGUGGCGUACAGGCAACGACUCAGGAACAGCCGGCAGGGAAAUGGUUUCUGAAUUUCACGUUAAUCGCUUUCGUCGUUCUUGUAACGUUGACAACUUGAUGCGAUGAUGAAAAGGAAGCAGAUUUGAAAAUUAACGAGAAAGAACGGAUAUUUAUGAAUAAUUAUGAAAAGAAAAGGAAAUGAAUUUGGGAAAGAGAGAUUUUCACAGAAAGGAUUAAUCGAUCUUUGAAAAAUAGAAAUUUGAAAGAUUUAAGAUUUUCGAAGAUGAACUUCGUAUUAUUAUUAUUACUAUUAUUUUAUUAUUAUUAUUACCAAGAAACUUGAUGAAAUUGAUGAAGUAGAUUGGUCUUUAAGAAGACUGAGUCAGUUAACUUGCUAAUGAACAAGUAUAAAUAGAGGAAUUGUUAAUUGGAUCGCAAACAACAAACGUGAUCAACAUCGUCUCUGAUGAGUAUCGUUCCUGCUCAGAAAAUAGAAACGUUUGAUAUUUCUCUAAUGAUUUACGAUCAGAGAUGGGAAAAUAUAAAAUUGUUUUGAGCUAUCUUUUACAAGAUAAAAAUCUUAGUUUAUAAUAUUAAGUAUAAGAUGGUGAAUCUAAUAUCAAAUUAAAUCUUUAGCUUUAAAGAAAAAACUGCCCACCAAAGUAGACGUAAUAAAUAAUAUUAAGUUAAGUGCACUGUUUACAAUAUUAUUAAUAUUUUUGUGAUAUAAUUUUUUUUUUAUAUAUUUCCUUAGUAUUCAAUCAAAUAUCUUGUAAUGAUACUCUAAUACUCAAUAAAUUUCAUUUUUCUUGUGUA
Molecule: messenger RNA, 1932 nt
Organism: Apis mellifera (honey bee)
Lineage: Eukaryota; Metazoa; Arthropoda; Insecta; Hymenoptera; Apidae
Exons: 2
Coding region: 816-1187 (123 amino acids)
Source: RefSeq, a predicted model, not a curated record